GGGCCGGGCGGGGCGGGAGCGGGCCAGGCUGGAGCCGCAGCGCCGAGGGGCUUCUGGCUGGCGGCGGAGGCUCGGCCAUGGCCGAUUACCAGAUUUCGGUGGAGGAGCUGAACGACCUCUUGGCUAAUGGGAGCGGCUGCUACAGCCUGCCCAGCGCGCACAGCAACGAGGUGGUGCCGCGCAUCCACGUGGGGAACGCGUUCAUAGCCAAGAACAUUAUGAGGCUGCAGCGUCUGGGGAUAACCCAUGUUCUCAAUGCAGCAGAGGGGAAAUCAUUCAUGCAUGUGAACACUAAUGCAGAGUUCUAUGAAGGCACAGGCAUCAGAUACCAUGGCAUUAAAGCUAACGAUACACAGGAAUUUAACCUCAGUCGCUAUUUUGAGGAGGCAGCUGAUUUUAUUGAGAAAGCCCUUUCCCAGAAGGAUGGACAAGUGUUUGUGCACUGCCGUGAGGGCUACAGCCGCUCUCCCACGCUGGUCAUCGCCUACCUCAUGCUCCGGCAGAACAUGGAUGUCAAGUCUGCCCUCUGCACUGUCCGGCAGAAGCGAGAGAUUGGCCCCAACGAUGGCUUCCUGAGGCAGCUCUGCCAGCUCAACGAGCGAUUAGUGAAGGAGGGCAAGCUCAAGCCCUAGAACAGAGCACUGCAGUAUUUUUUUUUUUUAAGUUUCUCAAACGUUUAGAGGAUGUCUUAGGUGCUUUAGAGACCCAAAUUGCAACCACCAACCUAAAGCGAGACAGAAUUCCUGCUUGUCUAGUGCAAGUAUCUUUCUUGAACUCGGUGACUGUCUUUCAAGAUGGUACAAAAUUGUGUCACUGUUUGGAGCUGUUGCCAUAAAGAGAUGUUUUUAGAGGGGUAACUCCAGUGAUUACAUCUGUCUUCACAUGUAUUUCAGUGCCCCUGCAGACUCCAUAGCAUAUGUGGUUUGCAUUGACAUUGAAUGUGAUUUAUUUAAGGUUUGUCUUUAAUCUCACCAGAGCCCCAGUUUCUGGAAUCCCUAACACAUCUCUUCACUCGCUCUUAAUAGGAGCACUGUAAUUUCUAAAGCUUCUUUUUCAUACACACAGGUGCCUAAAGUUUGAAUGUAGGAGCUUCAAGGAAUGGAGCAGCAUAUAUACAAAUGCACAGAUGCACUCACUUAGAAAAUGAAGUGUAUGCAGUGUUUUGUGUGGAUUUAUGCAAUAUGCAGUGUGUGAUAGUAAAGCCAUUCAGAGCCCAUGCUUGAUGCACACUGUGUUUCCAAGAACAGUUGUAUCUCCUGCUGUUACAAUUGACAUGAAUAGUCUGUUACUAAAUGUACUUUCAUUUUUAUUUCGAAAUCAUACUAGAAAAAAAUGUCAAGAGCAAAUGCUGAGAGAAAAACUUGAACAAGGAAGAAAUAAUAUGACUAUUUAGAAGUGCUUGUGGUGGAUGUAUAAUUAAGUCCUAAGUAUCUGAAUAUAAUGGCUUUCAAAGCUUGUAUGAAACUACAGUGUCUUUAUCUCUUCUUUACUAUCACUGUUUAGUAACACAGAAUGGAAUGACCACACAUGCAGAUUACUUCCAGCACAGGUGUGCUUACAAAGCAGUUUGCAGAAGAACACUCUUGACUUCUUGGAUUGCUUGCAUGGUAUCAUUAAAUAGAAAUGAGCAUUGUAAUGUACCACACUGUAUAGGAAAUAUUUACGUUCUAUUAAAAUAAAGGAUGUCUUGAUUCUGUUUGCCAUGCA
This is a messenger RNA of Corvus hawaiiensis (hawaiian crow), 1707 nucleotides long. RefSeq names its product dual specificity phosphatase 3 (gene DUSP3). Gene Ontology annotation, molecular function: protein tyrosine/serine/threonine phosphatase activity; MAP kinase phosphatase activity. Lineage: Eukaryota; Metazoa; Chordata; Aves; Passeriformes; Corvidae. Bases 78 to 632 code for a protein of 184 amino acids. Gene Ontology annotation, biological process: protein dephosphorylation; negative regulation of MAPK cascade. The transcript is spliced from 3 exons. The record is from RefSeq and is a predicted model, not a curated record. Gene Ontology annotation, cellular component: cytoplasm.